CGCACCUAAAUCCGAUCAAAAAGGAGCAUAUGCCAUUCUUUGUCUGACGCGGUUAUUGCAGUGACCAUGGAAGUGAUGCAGACCAAGGCAUGGAUGACAGGUGGACCACGGGCCGUCAAGGAAAGUGCGCUGUCCCGCCUUCAUAGGAUGGGCUGGGAAGAUGUACGACCCGCGUUGUCAACGACGAUUAGAGGCUGGAUUAUGCGAGGUUUUGUCGAGAGCUGUGUGCGAGGAAAUCAUGCCCUGGGGCUCGAAUUUCUCGGGUGUGCUCUGGAAGUCCUUGAGUGGGGACGGACAGAGUGGGCUGGAGUCCCAGACGAUAAGAGGGGUGCUAUAUUCCACAACGCAUUCAUCCGUGGUGUCCGAUGCAUGCGUCUUAAAGUGCUUGGGGUCGACUAUCGGGCAGGCCUGAGCGAUAGGUCAAGGGACGAUUCACUGGGUAAAUUAAGAGAGAUACUGGCGGAAUCAGACGCCAUCCUUGACGAUGGCGAGGUACAAUCCCUGCAGGCUAACGUCGUAUAUGAGCCAGGGUCCAUAUUGUCCUUCAUUAUUUACCCUCGCGGCCGUGCAUUGGCGAUGAAAGGGUUCUACUACAAACAGAUGGUCUUGUCCAAGACGUUGCGAACUGCACAAGAGGUCGAGGAUCACUUUCGCAAUGCUGCGAAGUACUAUCUCCAGGCAGCUGAGACGUUUUCAGAAGAUGAUGAACAGCAUACUUGGUAUUUGUACGCCGCGCUGGAAAACCUUUUCAAAGCUGGAACGCCCAUUAAAGCCACCCUUCCUAUCAUGAAACGUAUCGGCCUUUCGAUGGAUAAGAUGAAGCGAAUAUGGGAGUAUUCCGCCAUGGCAAUGGGAUGCCGCGACAAGACCCUAGAGAGGGCUAUUCGGAUGCAACGGGACGUCGUGAAAGGUAUGCGCGAGGGCAGAUACACGAUGGAGGACAAGGUCAUGCCGCAUCCUCCAUGGGACUAUAAUAUUGCAGCCGAUCCAUGAGAACACUGUAGACCGCGAUUCGCAUAGGGACCGGCACGCUUAACACCAAAAGCCCUAUCGUACAUGUACAUGUUUUAAGAUGACAUAGCUAUGGUUCCUAACUCCAUGGAUAAGUAGCGACAUACAUAUCGUACACUCCCCCCUGCGGCAAGGGUGGUCAGAAACCGAUUCGUCCAUUUCCAACCUGAUGUCCUGUUACAUAGCGUGGCCCACACCGUUACCAUUCGGGAGCCUGCUCCCGAGCGUCUGCCGGAGUAAUAAUUCAACCCUCUCCCGUUCGUCAGUCAAACGCCUCAUCUCUUCCCGCCACCUAGCCUCCCUCUGCUCAUAAAUAUUCCCCAGGGCGCCGAGGCUACCCAAGGCGGCCUCAAGGGCACGCUUCAGAUCUUCUUCCCGGGAGCUGGAGCUUACGUCGG
Molecule: messenger RNA, 1409 nt
Organism: Gloeophyllum trabeum ATCC 11539
Lineage: Eukaryota; Fungi; Basidiomycota; Agaricomycetes; Gloeophyllales; Gloeophyllaceae
Exons: 5
Coding region: 67-993 (308 amino acids)
Source: RefSeq, a predicted model, not a curated record